Molecule: messenger RNA, 1345 nt
Organism: Mytilus californianus (California mussel)
Lineage: Eukaryota; Metazoa; Mollusca; Bivalvia; Mytilida; Mytilidae
Exons: 3
Coding region: 215-700 (161 amino acids)
Source: RefSeq, a predicted model, not a curated record
AUUAACAUACGACUGUAACAUCGUACAACAACACUGAAAUCUGGGUCGAAAUUAAUGGGAUUUUUGUAGUUGUGUGUAGGCUGUCGAUACGUUUUAUUGGGCGUUGACUUCGCAUCGCUUUGUCAGACUAGUGUGUGUGUGUGAUUGCCGUAUUACAAAAAUCGAUUUCUAGUAUUCAUAACCAAUUUUACGUCUGUAAAGAUUAAGUGACAACAUGGGACUCAGUGAUGCAGCUUUGGCUAUUAAAUUAGCUCUAAUUUUUAUCAUUGUUGGAUUCCUCCUCCAUAUAAUUGGAUUUGGAGCACCUUACUGGUCAAGUGGUAUAUUUGCUAACGUAGGAUUAUGGCAGGCGUGUAGCAAAAUUACAGAUUCCUGUAGUGAUAUUGACACGGAUAUCAAGAUCGGAGUUGGAGACUGGUUUACUGCAGUGAAGACCUUUGAAUGUUUCGGAUUAAUCGGAUCUAUUGCCUGUUUAGUAUUCAUUGGUAUAUUUAUCUGCGUAGGGAGAUGUUCUGGAAGUAAAUGCAUCGCCGUUUUUAAUGUCAUCUUAUUAUUAGGAACUGGAGCUUGCAUUCUGGUCGCCAUCAUAAUCUAUGCCUCCGAGUCCAACAACUUAGCCUGGGCAUUUGGUCUGGCUACUACUGGUGGGGUUUGUUUCGCUCUUGCCGGAAUAUUCAUGAUAGUUUCAAUGUGCCAGUAAGCACCAUUAAAUAGGGAAAACAAAAACUAUGUAUGGAUUUCACGUGACAAAUUUAUUUUCUGACGAUAAGAAUAUGGAAAUAAUAGAUAUAAAUUUCUAUUGUAGGAUAUGAAAAAUUAUGUGUACAAUCAAAAUUUUCUUCAAAGAUAUGACCGCUUUUAAUUGUUUUUCUUAAAACAUAAUAAUAAAUUUGCCACAAACAUUGUGAGCUUUUUGUUGAAAAUCGUAUGCCACUUUAAAUUAGAUUUAUAGUAAUUUUGAAAGAUGUUAAAACUUCUGUGGCCUUUAGAAAUAACUAAAUCUGCCUUAUUUGCAAUGUAUUUUGGUUAUGCAUCUAUCGUUCAUCUUUUCUGGUGGAGCAUGAAUUUUUUCCCUCGACUUAAAUGAAAAACAACAUUUUUUCAAUAGCAAUACAGGAACAAAAACUUAGAAAAAAAAAUCAAAUAUAUUUUUUCUUUUUUACUUUUCAAUGGAAACAAUUUUUUUUCAUAUCCCAUUUGAAAUUUCGAAAUCAAACCAUUUAUUUAAUAAAAACAUUUUCUCGCCUCAAAAUAAGAAUGGUUGUUGCCUUAGAAAUUAAUGUUGAUACGCAUAAUUUUUAGAAUAUUUUUCUCUCCAGAAAAUUGUAUAUAUUUUGUAUGUGUG